This is a messenger RNA of Macrosiphum euphorbiae (potato aphid), 228 nucleotides long. The record is from the annotation of a GenBank genome assembly. NCBI's taxonomy places the organism in Eukaryota, Metazoa, Arthropoda, Insecta, Hemiptera, Aphididae.
AUGUCGGAAACUGAAAGAGAAAUGAGUACCCGAGAACGGUUUCUUAAGAAGCUUAUGGAAUCGGUGGAAGGAAAAAAAGACAAUUAUUAUAAUAUUACUAAAGAUGCUUAUGAUUUGCUUCUCAAAGAGAUCGAGGAUGCGAUAUCAGCAACUAAAAAACCUCAGCUCAAUAUAGAAGGAUCAAACAAUUCAAUGUUUUGGAAUUUGGUGAUACAAAAAAGCUGGUAA